Molecule: messenger RNA, 1760 nt
Organism: Dendrobium catenatum
Lineage: Eukaryota; Viridiplantae; Streptophyta; Magnoliopsida; Asparagales; Orchidaceae
Product: bifunctional nuclease 2
Exons: 11
Coding region: 461-1480 (339 amino acids)
Biological process (GO): protein ubiquitination
Cellular component (GO): VCB complex; nucleus
Molecular function (GO): nuclease activity
Source: RefSeq, a predicted model, not a curated record
GCAGUUUUAGAAAGGAAUUGGAGCUCACUUCUUUCCCUUAUCAGAAGAAGAAGAAGCUGGAAGCCGAAGAAUCUUGUUCUUGGCUCUUCGCGAUCGCUACGGUUGGGGUAAGUUUUGCGAUCUCUCACUCUUCGAGUGCAGGUUCCUUCCUCGUCGGAUCCCCUUAUAAGAGUGUUUUGAGUUGGUGAAGGAUUGAUCCGAGGUUUAUAUGGGACUGUUGAGUGCUAGAGAUUAGUGGCGGCUUCUGACGUUUUCAACUGAAUUUUUGGUUCCGGGUGAUACAGUACUAGGCUAUAUCUGCCGGUACAGUGAAUGUAAUGAUUUUCUUAGGCUGUGGAUUCUAAUGAUAAUUUCGAAAGUUUGCAUUACUGAUGGGUUCCUUUUUUUUUUUUCCCCAGAUAGUUACCCUUUUUCGCCUCUCUGAUAUAAUUGAACGAUGCUUGCUUGUGCAUGAAAGUCGAUGAAUCGAAAUUUCGUGAGAGGAAGUUUUAUGGCAACUCUGGAGGGACCUAUCAUUUACCAGCCUGCUUUUUAUGCAACCAACACAAAACUAUCUGCUCAACUAGUAAAAAUCCCUUUAAGAAGGGUUAGGAAUCACCGAGAUGGCUUUUUGGGCUAUAAAGGGUUAUAUGCGGGUACAGUUGGAGGUUUUCUUUCUAGAAGACAUUUUCAGUGGAAGAGUGGACCUUUGCUUUGCAGCCUUAGAUCUUCUUCUGAUGGAAAUGGAAGCAUGCCGGAGAACUUCAGUGAGAAUGAUGCCGAGUUUGUGAAUGCAAGUGUAAUUGAAGCCGUUGAAGUGAAAAGUGGUUCAGAUGGUUUCUUUAUUAGAAUGCGCAGUGGUAGAAAUUUAAGAUGUGUGCACAAUAGUCCUCAAGGAGGACAUCUACCAGACUAUGCUCCUCAUCCAGCAAUUGUGCUGAAGAUGGAAGAUGGAAGUGAUAUCCUUCUUCCUAUUAUAGUUUUGGAGAUGCCCAGUGUUCUGCUAAUGGCUGCACUCCGUAAUGUACCUAUUGCUAGGCCAACUAUCUAUCAAGUUGUACAAGAUAUGAUUGAUAAAAUGGGGUAUGAGGUACAUCUUGUUCGAGUUACUAGAAGAGUACAUGAAGCUUACUUUGCUCAGCUGUACCUUUCCAAGGUCGGGGACAAAAAAGACAUAAUUAGCUUUGAUCUCCGCCCUUCAGAUGCAAUAAACAUGGCAGUCAGAUGCAAGGUUCCCAUACAAGUGAACAGAACUCUUGCAUACAAUGAUGGGAUGAGGAUCAUCGGACAAGUGAAGCAUGCAGCAAAGUCUUCUCAAUCUGAUGGUUUUCUGACCACUGAACUUGAUAGGCCUGAUGGUCAGCCGUGCACAGAGACCAAAGAGUUUGACUUUGUUCGCAAUAUGUUGAUUGCUGCUGUUGAAGAACGGUAUACAGAUGCAGCUCAAUGGAGGGACAAACUUUUUAAGCUUCGAUCCAAGAAAGGAACUGAACAUGAUUAACAACCUCUACAUGUUGAUAUAUUCAAAGGGGCAUCUUUUUUUUUUGAAGAAAUUUGAUCUGAUGCUGCGUACAAUGUACAAAAUGUUGUUUGUCUGAACAAAAAUCUGAAACAAACCUCUGACGCCUGCAUCAUAUAAUUAUCCAUAAAUGUGCUAUGCCUGUGAAUAUCUGUAUAGAUAAAACCCAUAGCCUUAUUAAAGAGCUUUAGAUGGCUCAGAAACUUUGUUGAAAGUAAGAUUUUCUGUCAACAUAUGUAUGUAUAUAUAUAUUAAGGAAGAA